Messenger RNA from Saccostrea echinata, 4458 nucleotides. Its product is annotated as sialomucin core protein 24-like. The coding region runs from base 107 to 949 and encodes 280 amino acids. The transcript is spliced from 11 exons. Gene Ontology annotation, cellular component: cytoplasmic vesicle. Lineage: Eukaryota; Metazoa; Mollusca; Bivalvia; Ostreida; Ostreidae. The record is from RefSeq and is a predicted model, not a curated record.
UAUGACGUAAGUGCUCAGAAAAAUCUGUAAAACGAAAGCUAUUACAUUCGGAGAAAACACGCACAGCUGAUUUUACCUCUGCAUUGUACCUUGUAUAGAGACAACGAUGAAUAGAUUUAUCCAUUUUGGAAUCGGUGUCGUGCUGUUGGUUUUGGUGUGUCUGACGUCUUGUAGGGGUGAUGCUGCAGACCCAGUAACUACACAAAAGCCACCAGAAACAAGUGAGACUCCAGACAUUCAAGUUGGUGGGUGUAAUGCCUCAGUUACUUACGACACCUGCUGUAAUAAUACUGGUUGUUCCUGGAUUGAAUGUUUAAAUGCAUCAGGAAGCGUUAUUCAUACAGGCUGCCAUAACCUCAGCGACCCAGCUGAUAGGAAGAUAGCAGUAGAUGAUUGUAAAGUGAAUGACACUGUUAUAGACCAGAGAAAUACCUGCACUCCCCCACCUGAAACAACAACUCCUACCCCCAGCACCACUACUGUAACACAGCCAACAACCGCAACACCAACGCCUGCAGAAACUUGUCAAAACUACACCACACAAGAGGAUUGCUGUGGAGCUAAGGGGCUGGCACUUAAAUGUUUGUAUGUCAACUGUACAACAAAAGAGAACCCAAAAGGAACAGCAAGGUGCCUCAAUUCUACCAAUAAGGCAAGCCUAUGUACUCCAGCAUCUCAAGUGAUUUGUGACAGUAAUCAGACAACUACCACAGUAGCACCAACAACUACCACAGCAGUACCAACAACAACAGGUGGUUCUACAAGUACAACUUCAAAAGCCCCACCAACAACUCAGGCACCACACACAGGAACCACCCCACAUGGUCAGCACUUUGAUGGGGCCUCCUUCUUUGGGGGGAUGAUUUUGAUGGCUGGCCUGUUUGUCAUUGCAUUUUUUGCCAUAAAGUUCUACCGAGCACGCAAGGACAGGAGUUACCGCACUCUGUGAUUUUCAGCCAAUCAAAUCUGAUUUUGCCAUUCAGCUCUGAAUUCAGGAUGUUUAUUCAAAAGAAUGGAAGUGGGGGACUUAAAUUUUCAUUGUUAAAAUCAAUUUCAAUUAAUAUAUGAAUAAUAGCCUGUAUAAGAGGAAAACUGGUGCUUCUCUGAAAAUAGAAAUGCAUUUAGAAGCCAAAAUAGAGACAGAGAAAGAAAAUCUAUUUUUACUAUGGACACUUGCUCAGCAUUGCACUGUAUAUUUUUAUAAUGCUCAGAUUUAUAAAAUUGUUUAAACCUUUAUAUAUAUUUUUUGGCAAAAAAGAUGCUUUUUUACAGGACUUUUUUUUUGAUUUGGCUAUUAUAAGGGUAAGAUUUAAGACAUGUUUACUUAUUAGAUUAGUUUGCUUGUUGAAUUGUGUGCUCUAGUUGGUAUAUCUGUUGUUUGCUCUUCCAGUUCACAAAAUUAUCUCAAACGCAUGUUCAAUUUUAAACUACAUAGACACUGUUUUCAUGUCUAUGCAUGUUUGAUCUGAUGUUAGUAAGAUUUGAUCUGAUUUGGUUUUAAAAAGCAUUGCAUCUGUUUAGUUGGACAGGAUUUAAAAGUAUUGGUUGAUCUGAUUGGUUUUUAUUGAUAGGAUCAAAGUAAUGAACGAUCUGAUUGGUUUAUAAGUAAUGGUUGAUUUCAUUGGUUAUAAGUAAAAGUAGAUCUGAUUGGUUUAUAAGCAUUUAUUUGUUGUAUCUGAUAUAAUGCAUUUGAUUGGCUUUCAUCUUUACUGUAUUGGGGUUCAUUUCAACACUUUCUUGGUUGAAUUUAGUAGUUGACAAGCAAUAUUGCUUUAACCACAGAAAAAAGAAUUUAUUAUUUUACUUUGUCCAUUUCAAAGUUUACUUCUUUGUGAAAAUUAAAAGAAUUGAAUUUUUUUCUUUUGUACCAUACAAAAUCUUUUCUUUGGGAUGACAUGUAAUUUGUGUGUAGAUAGGUUCUUGUUUUUAUAUAGCAGAACACAUACACAACAAAACUGUCAUAACAAGCUUUUCAAUUACACUAUAAAUGGCCUAUAUUUCCAAUUUUCAUUGGUCUUUAAUAUUACUUUUAUUAUUUUGCAGUGUUUUUUGAAAAAAUAAGAAAUAAAAAUACUAUAUGCAUUGAUUCAUAAUUAAAGUGCUUGCUAUAAUAUUUACUGUUAAUGGAUAUGUAAUUUUAUUUUUUGGGUUAUAGUUUGUAUUUUAAGACGUUGAUGUUUUGGAGUGUGAUUUUGAUUAUUAUGAGAGGAAGUUUGAAUGGGAGGGGAAGAUCAGAAUUGGUGACAGUAACGUAUUAUCCUACACUGCUGUCUGUCAUGGAGUCAAACUGGUGACACUAUAACACAUUCCAUGUAAUCCAUGUUUUAUUGCUUUGUUUUCAUUAAAUCACAGUCUACUGAUUUUAAAAGUAAGAGCUAAAAAUUAGCUUGGACCUUUUAUACUUUCAAAAAUUACCCAGACAUUACUUUGAAAUAUUUAUUUCUCCUUUUAUACAGCCAAAAGUUGUAUUUUCAUUGAUAUAAUUUUUGAUCUCUGAAUGUUUAUAGUUUGAGUUAAUGAACAUGUCCAUGUGUACAAGGAAUAUCUGGUAUGUGAGAUGAUGAAUUGACAAAGUUCAGUUGAUAGAUAUUAAUAUAUAAUCAUGUAUACUUAGAAUUAAGUGCUAUGGGGUUAUUAUUCAAGUGCCUACAUUUCAUCACAUUUGUCAGAAUGAUAGUCAUAUAUUCAGAUUUGUUAUGAUAUCUUUAUCUUCAAGAGGUGUAGAAAAUCUGAAGUAAAAUGAUUUGGAUGAGCAUGUUUACUUGGUGAUUCUUCACACACACGUAUUCCAGAAACUGCCAGAUGUCGAAAAUAUAAAAUUUAAAAUUGGUGAAAUAUUUGAAAUUUGGAAAAAAAAAAUUUUUUUUUUUGCAGGAAGUAUCUCAUUUUAAGCCCAUUUUGUACAUAUUCCAAAGAUGUUUGAAUUAAAAAGAUAAUUGCCAGAGAAAUGAUGUUCCUGAUUCAGAGUGAGUUGUUUAUUAUCUGUGGGUCAGGGUUAUUGAGUUACUUGUAUGUCAUCAGUGUGACACCACAUUUAUCACAUAGUCAUGGUCUGUAUGUUUGUGAAUGAGGCAUAUGUAGAAACAAAUAAAGCCUUAUCAGAAUUUAUUUAAGGGGACAUGAGCUAAGGGGAGAUAACACAUUGCUGUGAUUGACAAAAAUAAUUAAAUUUAAUGCAUGAAAUCAAUGUCUUAAUUCAUGCUAAUGGAAAUUUUUAAUUCAAUUUUUUUUUGAAAAGCAUAAACUGACAUAUAUGAAUGUCUCAAAUUUUAGUGCACUUUCGUACUCAUAAUAAAUAUAGAACUGGCUAUUCUGUUACAAAUAUUCAAUAAACUUGUCCUUUUCACCCAGUAAAUCCAUCUGAUUAUUAGAUACUGUAGCUCAUGCCAGUUUUUGAUGACUUGUGUAGCUCAUGCUGGUUUUUGGUGUAUGAUCUUGUAUGCCUGGCUACUUACUGUGUGAGUUGUGUUACCAGAGGAAAAAGAUAUAUACACCAUUGAGACACCUUUCUCUCUUCUUAAGGUGUACAUAUGUAUAUUUUUGUGUAAUUAUAAAUUGUAUAUAAUUUUUUUUUUCCACUGGUCAAAGGUAUGACGUUUGUCGCUUUUGUUUUUAAAUGUGGUGAUCAUAUCAUUUUUAUUAUUAGCACGUAAUGAGCAGCUGGUGAAUAAAAAGCAAUAUUGUAGGGAAACUUAUGUAGAUGUAUGAAAAAUUAUUCUAAAUUCCAAAUCAAGCAUUACAACACUUUGAUUGAAUUUAUUUGAUUAAAUGUAUUUAAAGAUUUGAAUUCUUUACAUAUAAUCUUCAAACAUUUUUAUUCACAUGUACUAUUAUGGUGAAUAGUAUAAAUUUUUGUGUUUCUUUGAAUUUAUUUUAUUUAUGUUUAAAAGAGAGUACAUUUUCCUUAUUGAGAAUUCUAGAAAUAUUAGCUGGUAACUUUAAAUUUUGUGCCCACUAUUGAAGUCAAUAAAUCCUCAUUGCCCAUUGACAAGCCAAAUUCCUCCUUCUCUUUCUUUGGUUUAUUUCACAAAAUUAUCAUUUAUAUAUAACACAGGCUUUCCUUUUUUUUUUUUUUAUUAAAAGAGCAUGGGUAAAUGAUUUUUUCAGGUGAAACAUUGGUCUUCUAAAUCAGGCUCUUUUAUUUUAAUGGGAAUGAAACAGAUAUAUAAAACUUUUAGAUAAAAUGGUGCUAAUCCUAAAGAUUCUGGGCAUAGGGACAAAAUGUAAAACCUUAAAGAUUACAGUUGCUCUAAUUCUCUAAGAACAGAAAUAUUGUGUUGUACAUCUGAGGGAAGAUUUAAAGAAUUUAUGUUUUAUUUUUUAAAGAUGAUACAUCUUUGUGUUAUUAUGUAUUACAGAUUAUAAUUCAGUAAGGUUAUCUGUGCUUAUACCUGUUUCCAGUUUGCCAUUGUUAAUUAAUGCCUAGUUAAUAUCAUUAAAAAUUUGUCACGACAGAUA